Molecule: messenger RNA, 813 nt
Organism: Aspergillus fumigatus Af293
Lineage: Eukaryota; Fungi; Ascomycota; Eurotiomycetes; Eurotiales; Aspergillaceae
Product: J-type chaperone JAC1
Exons: 1
Coding region: 1-813 (270 amino acids)
Biological process (GO): protein complex oligomerization; [2Fe-2S] cluster assembly
Cellular component (GO): mitochondrion
Molecular function (GO): protein-folding chaperone binding; ATPase activator activity
Source: RefSeq, a predicted model, not a curated record
AUGGCAGCAUCAUUUCAAAUGCAGCGGCUAGCACAGCGAUCGCUGCUCUCCACAGUUCCCCUGGCACGGACGGAGGCCACACACUCGCUAUUCCUAACAGGCGCCUGUAUUUUCUGCCAGCUAAGACCAAGAGCUUGGGCUGCUCAGCCUGCGCGGCGCCCCUGUCUGACUUUGCCUACCCGUCGACUUGCCUCGACCUCAUCUACAACAGCCCCCGAGACGAGCAAUCAGGAUAGCAACCUCCCAGACCUUACCAACCACUAUACCAUCUUCCGCGAGACCUUACCGGCAGGGCCACCCCCGGCUUCGGCAUUCGAUAUCCCUCUGAGCGAUCUGAGACGCGAGUUCCUCCGACUACAGAAUGUGAUACAUCCGGACAAGUUCCCGCCGGGACCUGAGAAGCAACGAGCGGAGGCGCUGUCCGCGCGGAUCAACGAAGCGUACCGGACGCUAUCGGACCCUCUGCAGCGGGCGCAGUAUCUCCUGCGCGAGAUACAUGGCAUCGAUGUGACAGCGGAGGACGGAUCGACUCAACAUGCGCUCGACCCGGAGACCCUGAUGGAGGUUAUGGAGGUUCAGGAGAGGAUUGAGGAGGUCGGUGCAGGGCCGGAGGCUGAGGGAACCAUUGCUGCGCUGAAAAAGGAGAAUGAUGCGCGGGUGGCGGCGUGUGUGAAGAGCUUGGCGCAAGCCUUUGAACGGGGGGAUAUCGAGGCUGCGCGUCAGGAGUGUGUGCGGUUGCGAUUCUGGUACAGUGUGGGUGAAGGCUUGCGAGAGUGGGAACCAGGCAGGACGGAGAUCCGCCUGAUCCAUUGA